Molecule: messenger RNA, 3091 nt
Organism: Malaclemys terrapin pileata
Lineage: Eukaryota; Metazoa; Chordata; Testudines; Emydidae
Gene: MED20
Product: mediator complex subunit 20
Exons: 4
Coding region: 2-817 (271 amino acids)
Biological process (GO): regulation of transcription by RNA polymerase II
Cellular component (GO): mediator complex
Molecular function (GO): transcription coactivator activity
Source: RefSeq, a predicted model, not a curated record
UAUGAGAGGACAGGGAGGGGCUGCUGGGCUAGCAAAUGUGCUUCCUGCCCAGGAGAGAGAGAGACACACACACACAUCUAUAUAUAAGUCUCUGCUGCAAAUAUAUUUGGAAGACUGCAUAGUAUCAGCUGGGCCUCCUUCUCCACCAGUGCAGCCCUACGUGAAGACUUCAAGAAGCAUGGGAGUCACCUGUGUGUCUCAGAUGCCCGUGGCAGAGGGGAAGAGCGUCCAGCAAACAGUUGAAAUCCUAACAAGGAAACUGGAGCUGCUGGGAGCAGAGAAACAAGGAACAUUUUGUGUGGACUGUGAGACCUACCACACCGCUGCCUCCACCAUGGGCAACCAAGGGCAGGCUGGCAAGCUGAUGUACGUGAUGCAUAACUCUGAAUAUCCCCUCAGCUGUUUCGCUCUCUUUGAAAACGGCCCCUGCCUCAUAGCAGAUGCCAACUUUGAUGUCCUGAUGGUGAAACUGAAAGGCUUUUUCCAAAACGCCAAGGCAAACAAGAUAGAGAGCCGGGGUACGCGGUACCAGUACUGUGACUUCUUGGUGAAGGUUGGCACUGUUACCAUGGGGCCCAGUGCCCGGGGAAUAUCUGUGGAGGUGGAAUACUGCCCAUGUGUGGUAGCCAACGACUGCUGGAACCUGCUCAUGGAGUUCAUGCAAAGCUUCAUGGGGAAUCACACUCCUGGAAACCCAUCCGUGUUUGGCAACAAGCACGACAACAUCUACAGCCCAGGUGACACAAUGGCUCAGUACAUGGAACUGUUCAACAAGAUCCGCAAACAGCAGCAGGUGCCUGUAGCUGGGAUCAGAUGAAGAAGACUCCAGGAGACUUUUUUUUCUUUUUAAAGUGACAAUAUCCUCUCUUUUUCUGAUUGUCCUCAUGGAUCAGGAAUACCAGCCCUUUGCUCAGUAAUGUCCUGAAGAUGUCUUCCCCCUAAAGAAAAACAUCAUUCAUCUCCAUAUAGCAGGGGUAGAAUCAGUUUUUCCUACCUCCAAGCUUGGUCUCAAAUAUAGUGUGUGUUUCAUCCCUUAUUCAGUGGUUAGCCCAUUGGCGCUGGUGUGUCUCAAUGCAACAUCAGUGCUUGAUUCUGGUGAUAAAUGUUCUUCUGCAGGAGGAUAAAGUAGAAAAUGCAGCUGUGUGCGCACACAGGCAGGGUUUUAUUGUCCCUCAUUUUCCUUAGUGGCAGGCUGGUGAAUGUGGGUUUUGGGGAUAUUCAUAUGGAAGCAUUUUGGUACCACUUUAAUAAUAAUUUAAAAAAAAGGCUUAUUUUCAUAUAAAGAUGUGGAGUCUUUUUAUCCAGCAAGGGGGGGGGUGUGGGUGGGUGUGUGUGUGUUUUGUAACAAAUUUCUUUAAUUUUUCUCUGGUGCAGAAGUUAUUUCUUAGCCACGUUUAUCUUUGAUUUUGUUGAGGGGCUUUACACCCUCGAUGGAAAAUAAUUUCCUUUUGUGAUCAAAAAUCUCUCUCAAUUCUUUGCUGUCCCCUUGUGGUUAUGUUCUUAACUUGCCAUCAUCUUUGAUAGCGGAUUAAAACCUUCUGGCUCUCCAAUGAUACAAAUGGAGUCUGGCCUUCCUGAAGGAUUCUUCUCAUCUGUUGAAACAAAGUAUCUGCCACCCUAUCUCAUGGUUAGAAAGGGAACUGAUAACAUUGAUAGAGGUCUCUUUGCUUUAAAUCUCUACUCACCUGCGAAGUCCCAUUGAUUUCAGUGGGACUAUUAAGGUGAGUAAGGGUUUGCAAGCGGGAGACUGUAGAUUUACUGCAGGGCUUGAAUAUCAUACACCAAUGAUUUACUUAUCUGGAUGGAAAGCUAGGGAAAUUCCCUCCCUUUAAGCCAUCUGUGCCCUUGGCUCUAAACACUGAGGAGCUGCCUGGCUGGGGAAUGUAAAUUUCCUCUCUCCUCUUUAUAUUUUUCUGUGGUUUUGUGUUUGCUAAAUAGAUAGCAGCCUGGCUGUUUACCUUGGUUCUGCAGCUGCAGACCUUUGUGUCGCUUCCCCUGAAACGCCUUCCCAAGGAACUUCACAAGUAAAUAGCUGCUAGGCAAGGAUCUUCUCUGCUUAAUUUCAGAAUUCUGCAUCUUUCAAAUGAGCAGAACUAUCCUGGCCCUGCAGCCACUUCUCCUGCUGAACUCCCAUUGAAGUCGGUGGGAGUUCCAUGGCCAGAGGCUUUGCAGGGUUGUCAGUCCUUAACUCAUGCCUUAUGUCACACCAGUUUGAGCAAAUAACCUGAGGGACCAGUGCAUGGCUUCCUUAAAAAACAUGUCCUGCAUCCCCAGCCCAUAGACGGAACUUGCACUGCAGCCCUGUGUCUAAAAAGUAAACUGGGCAAAACAGAAGUCUUGGACCUAAAUAAACCUGAUCUUCCAGGCAAGCUGCAAUCGGACAGGGUCUGGGGAAGAAGAUUGAAGAGAUGUUUCUGGAGGAUUGGAGAGAGAUGAGCUGUUUUAUUGCUUUGAUUUACUGGUUGACUGAGUUGAUUAAUUCAUUAUUUAUAUAUGAUGGGUUUGUUUGUUUGUUUUUCCCUGCUGAAGGGGGGCCAUCAUUUAUGCCUGUAAGUGUAAUUAAUUGUUACGGCACCUAGAGCUUGUUGUAUGGGCAUUUUUUUUUAUUAUUAUUUAACUCUGAAUACAUUCAAUAACAUGGCAGUAGGUCUCAUAAGCCCUGGUUAAAUGCUUUGCAACAAACAGUGUUUAAAUAAACUUGCAAUUUGAACAUAUUGGAAGCCUGGGGAACGAGUUUGGGGUCCAGUCUUGCAACUCAAAGGCAUGUUACUCACUAAACCCUGACUCUCACGCUGACGUCUGGGGAGAGUCUUGUGAGUAAAGCUUUCAGAAUGUGGCCCUUAGCUCGUUAUUACUCUGUGUAAUUAAGUGGGUCUAGGAUCUUUAACCAAAAAAUUCUGCUCUUUGGACAGAUCAUCUUCAUCCUGCUUUCUUUAAUAAAACAAAAAAAAGUACUGUGGAAUUGUGACUGGAAGAUUAGGCACAUCACGUGUUGUAAAUGUCUCUCUUAAUCCAAAAAAGGUUGUGGUAUCUCAGAUGUCUUUUGUAACCAAAGUCACAUGUCUUUAAAGAGUAUAAUAUGUGUGCUAGA